AAGACGCUUACUUUCCCGAUGUUUACUUCUUUAUAAGGACACGAUGAUUUCUUGUAGGAUUUUGUGUUUUCUUUCAAGUAUUUUGGUCAUCCUUAAUUCAAGAGUAGUCAGUCAGGAUGUCAAUCAAAUUAUCCUGAAAGAUGGACAGUUUAAGAAUAUACUUGUAGCAAUCCACGAAGGAGUUGAAGAAAACCUUACCAUUAUCGAUAACAUCAAGAAUAUGUUUAAAAGUGGCUCGCCUGUUCUCUUCAGUGCAACCGAGUUCAGAGCUUUUUGGAAAGAAAUACUCAUCCUAGUCCCAAGGUCUUGGACUAGAAAACCGUUCUACGAGAUAGCCCAGUCCCAGUCUUACAAUCGGGCCAAUGUUCGGAUACACUUUGGUGACGAGUCUACUGAUCCCAAGGUUGUGAACCAUUUGAGUUGCGGAAAGGAAGGGAAUAAUCUGGCAAUGACAACGGGAUAUGUACAGAGUGGCACAUGCCACAAAAUGGACAUAGUCCGUAAUUGGGCCAGAUUAAGAUGGAGUUUGAUGCCUGAGCACUAUACUGGUGAUGAUUCGUCUGAGCCAAAUUACAUUCAUAACGGUAAAUGCGAAGGGACAAGAUGUUCUCGAGAUCUCUCUGGUAUACUCGCUGACCGAGAUGCAGAGGUUUGUCAAAAAAAUCAUGAAGGCAAAUGCCCCGAGGACUGCACCUUUCAGGAUGUUCGUUGCCCAGACGGUUCAUGUUCAUCGCUACUUUUUGGUUCACAUUGUGAAGAAAAGAUAAUGAAAUUCUGCAACAAAAAGGAUCACAACCUUCAAGCCCCCAACCUUCAGAACAAAAAAUGUGGAAAAAGCGCAUGGGAGGUGUUGUACGACAGUGAAGAUUUUCAAAACGAGAAUAAUCCGUCCAUGCCCCCCGGCACCAAUACUGAACCAUCCUUCAGGAUUCUCCAGCCUCCUAGCACGAGACGAGUUGUACUGGUUCUUGAUAUAAGUGGAAGCAUGAAUAUUGAAAACCGUUUCAACAAGCUGAUACAGGCGGCAACGAUCUUUAUCAUGGACCUUGUACCAGCUGGAAGUGAAGUAGGCCUGGUUUCGUUUCAUUCUUACGCUGAAUCGCAUGCAGAUCUUCGGGAGAUAAGAGACGGUGAUAGUUCAAGAGAAGACCUGGUGAAACUUCUUCCUUCUUCUACUGGCGGGUCCACCUGCAUUGGUUGUGGGAUAAUUGAAGCUAUAGACAUGCUCGUAAACUUCGGAGGAGGCUCAUUUGGCAACUAUAUUUUCUUACUGAGUGACGGGGAAGAGAACGUUCAUCCAUACAUUGAUGAUAUUCUCCAAGAUAUCAAAGCGGCUGGUGUCGUGAUUGAUACCCUCGCCAUCGCUCAGCAAGCUGAUGAUCAGAUGGAAGAUUUAGCUCUUAACAUUACUGGUGGACACCCAUUCUUCUGUAAUGAUCUCAGAAGCAGCGCAUGUGUGACUGAGGCUUUACUGUGGACGAUCGUUGAAAGACCUCAUCUUAACAUCGCCCAAACGCCAAACGUGGUAAUGAUUGACGAUUUCGAGGUACCAAGCCAAUAUGAUUCUCCAAUAACGACAGUGUUAAUCGAUGCAGAGGGAGGCAACGACACCAUGGUGGCUGUAACAUGGCUUGAUUUUUUGGAUAUGAAAGUUAUACUUGAAGGACCAAACGGCGAACUUAUCGACCGCUUACAUUAUUCGUACACCGUUGAUGAUACUACAGGAAUAAUCACAAUCCGAAUACCUUUAGCCUCGCCUGGUAACUGGACCAUAAAAAUGAUCCAUCAACAAGUGUCCAAUGAAACUGUCGGAUUGACUGUAACCACCAAACCAAGACAGAAAGACGCCGAGACAGUGGACGCUCAUGUCAUCUUGAGCGCAAGGAGUAUAGAUUUCACAAAGGAUCCUAAGCUUGGGAUAUAUGCAAUCGUUAAAAAGGGACACAGUGUCGUUAAGCACGCCGAUGUUGAAGCUGUCGUAGAAAAUACGUUAGGUUCUAUCACGACAACGAUUGCCCUAAAGGAUCAUGGAACAGGAUCGGAUUUCAUGGAGGGUGACGGAGUAUAUUCAGGAUUUUUCCUAGACUUCGACGAUAAUGGCAGAUACAGCGUUACUGUGAAUGUUCUUGGUACAAGCCCUAAAGUGCCUUAUUCGACCAGAAAACGACGGGCCGUUACUCCAACUCCACGAUCUGAUUCAUAUCCAUUCAUGAGAUCAGCAUCAGGUGGGGUGUUCGUUGUGGAUAACUUCACCCCAAAUGCUCCGGAUAUCUUAUCUCCAUCUCGUAUCCAAGAUCUUGCAUAUUCUUCAUUCUCCUAUGAGAAUGCAUCGGUCGUUCUCACUUGGACGGCUGUGGGAGAUGAUCUGGACCAAGGAACAGCAUCUGAGUAUGAGCUGAGGUAUUCCAACGACAUCGAUUUUCUGAGGUCAAACUUUACUGAAAGUCCACUGGUUAUCGAACAACAGAUCCUCGAUGGAAACCUGUCUUGGAUAUCUCCCGCUGGUCACUCAGAGAUAUUGACAAUCCUCCUUCCUGUCCUAACGGGCAAUCUCAAUUAUUACUUUUCUAUCCGAGCUUUGGAUGGAGCAGGCAACAAAGGAGCAAUAUCCAAUAUUGUUUCCGUGCCGAUCAUAGAACCACUUCUUGUUACCCCAUCAGUCCCUUUUACGAAUUAUACUGACAGUACCACUAUCACAGCACCGUCCACAGAGAGGACUCCUUCUCAAAUGUUUUCUGAUAUCUCAACUGAUGAGCUAUCAACGUCCUUACCUGGGAACACUGAUUACACGAGCGAGGGUCUUUGGACAACCGAUGCAAUGACUGGGCCAGCGACAAGCCCGGUUACUAGGAACAAGUCCUUAGUCACGACUGAUAACACAACCUCCAUUCCUGUUUCGACAUAUCCUGCAAACUCUUCCGUUUCAGGUACAGUUCAAGUUGAAACUCAGGAACCAAAGACAUCAGUUGAACGGAGUACCUUAUCCUGGACUACAAACACUAGGACCACAACCGACAAUGAUUCCUUAAACACGACACAAAAGACCACUUCCACACAUAAUUAUACAGAUCUUCCUACCAGAAGUGCACACUCGUCCGUUUCAGGUACAAUUCAAGUUGAAACUAGGAAGCCAAAAACAUCGCUAGAAAGUGGUACUCAAUCUCAUUCCGUGUCAACAAUGUCUAAGCAUCCCAUAACUGUCACGACUGAUAACACAACCUCCAUUCCUGUUUCGACAUAUCCUGCAAAUAGAGGUACAUACUCUUCCGUUUCAGGUACAGUUCAAGUUGAAACUCAGGAACCAAAGACAUCAGUUGAACGGAGUACCUUAUCCUGGACUACAAACACUAGGACCACAACCGACAAUGAUUCCUUAAACACGACACAAAAGACCACUUCCACACCUAAUUCUACAGAUCUUCCUACAAGAAGUGCACACUCGUCCGUUUCAGGUACAAUUCAAGUUGAAACUAGGAAGCCUAAAACAUCGCUAGAAAGUGGUACUCAGUCUCAUUCCGUGUCAACAAUGUCUAAGCAUCCCAUAACUGCCAGCACUUCUCUUGCAGAUGUAUCCUCGACCAAUUACCUCUUAAGUACGUCCAAUCCUAGUCACACGGAGCCACGAGUGAAAACAGAUAGCACCCUAUCUUCAACAGAAGGACGUGAAGGGUCGUACCCAACAGAUCCAGUCGUUGGAGAAACACCGGACCCGACAGUAGUUGAUACAGAAAGCACUUUGCUAACGUCAACGAAAGGAUACGAAGUACCAGACACAACCGAACGUCAGGAAACUGACAAUCCGGCAGACCAUGGCCCCGCCCUCGCCAUUAGCAUGACCAUUAUCCUGGUGGCUUUUGGUGGUACCCUUGGUGCAGCAUUUGGGGUUGCCUAUUAUAAGAAGAAACAAGCCAGGAUAAGACCCAGAGAUGAUGCCGCAGACAGCUACCAAUCUGAAAAUAACAACUCUCUUGAAUUCCUGAAUAAUGAUAAUUCGUCCGAAUAUUCCCAAGCAUAAAAUGUUUGUAAUUGCAUUCAUUUACCUCUUUUCAUAUUUCGAACAAUAAUGGUAUUUCUAAAAGAAGAAGGAGGAGGAGAAGAAGAAGCAACAGCAGUAGCAGAAGAAGAACGAACGAACAAUAAGAAAAAAAGAUAUAAAAAGGAAGAAAAAGACAAGGAAAUGUGUUGUAGCAUUAAGUAAGAAAUCACAAUAUUAGGGGAGUAAGAAUAAGGGCGACAAAGAAGUGGAAUACAAUACGGACCAUGAUUACAGCAAUGAAGUUUUUAACUAAUAUCGUUUUAUUUGCUGUAGCCUGAUUAUUUGCUAUAAUGUACAGAUAUAUAUUCGCAAGUAACUUAAAAAGAGAAAGAAAUUUGAAAAUCAUAACCAAAGAAAUCACAAUUUUGAAAACAAUGUGUAUAACUAUAUCCACUAGUAUAUUACCCGAUAGGGAAUAAAUAACAUAGGGCCUAUAUUAUAUUCAAUUAAUCAUUAAUAAAUAGAGAAAGGAAAGGGAAAGACAAUGAGAAUAUAGAUUAAGAAAGAUAUUAAACGUAAUAAAUCAUAUCAACGGCACCACCGGCACGCCGUUGCAAUUUAAUCUGUAGGCCUACUGACCGCACAGAAAC
Messenger RNA from Lytechinus pictus (painted urchin), 4626 nucleotides. RefSeq names its product calcium-activated chloride channel regulator 1-like. Lineage: Eukaryota; Metazoa; Echinodermata; Echinoidea; Temnopleuroida; Toxopneustidae. The record is from RefSeq and is a predicted model, not a curated record. The coding region runs from base 44 to 4015 and encodes 1323 amino acids. The transcript has 12 exons.